This is a messenger RNA of Leptopilina heterotoma, 1626 nucleotides long. RefSeq lists its product as uncharacterized. The coding region runs from base 891 to 1595 and encodes 234 amino acids. Lineage: Eukaryota; Metazoa; Arthropoda; Insecta; Hymenoptera; Figitidae. The transcript is spliced from 2 exons. The record is from RefSeq and is a predicted model, not a curated record.
GCACGUUUGGAAAUCCGGCUCAGAUCACCACGGAUAGAGGAACUGCUUUUACGUCCCAGGAGUGCGAGAGUUAUUGCAACGAAGAAGGAAUCAAGCAUUCGCUGAUUACCACAGGUCUUCCUAGAGCCAACGGGCAAAUAGUGCGAAUUAACAGGACAAUUAUAUCUAUUUUGACGAAACUAUCGACACAAGAUCCCACUAAAUGGUAUCUUCAUGUGUAACGAGGCAUUUAUUGCUCUCGUUAUAAUUCGUUUUCUGAUUGUUGCUGCCAUCUAUUUUCGUUUGGGAUUAUUAGAGAUUUUGCGUUGGUUCGUGUGCUUGGCCCCGAGGCCUUCCGGUUCCUCCCGAUUUUCUGUUACAGGUGUCGCAGUCCAUAGGAGUGACGAAGAGGAGUGAGGCCAUGAUUACCGUGAGAGUGAGAGAGUCGCGAAUAGGGAGAAGCCGCCGGUGCCUUUCGUACGAGCAGUUGUAAUUUGUCGACCGUUUCGAUUAAGUGCUUUCUCCUUUACCAUUUUGAUUUGCUUUUUGUUAAGUUAAUUCUUUAAUUACCAAAUUCGAGUUUAUUGAAUAAAGAUCUAUCGAGUUAAUUGCUUGGUGUUUAGUUAUUUGUGCUGUGUCAAUUAUCUGUCGAUUCUUCCCGAUCAUCGUUGUUAAGUCCAGUUUGAUUUUCUCCAAGUCGUUUCUGUCUCACCGUCAAGCAUCAGUCGGUUGGCCGUCGCGGAAUUUCCCCUUGGAUUUCUCAUUUGUAUAUUUAUGUGUUUAUUGCUUUUUGUCUUGUGCAGAAGAUGCAUUAAAUUAGUUUAAUUUAAAUAAUCUGUCACAAACUUGGCGCCCAACGUAGGGCAAAGCGUUGGCUGCGAGACAGAGACGAAUUGUUUAAUGAUUGGUCCAUGUCAUCCACUACUAAAGGAAAAUCCGUCAGCCGCUCGGUCAUUCGAAGGAUUAAACUUGUGGGCCCUGUGCAGGAAAUGUGGAUGUCUGUUGUUACUCCAAGACGGAACAUGGGUAACCUUAACACCACUGAGAGAGCGAUGUCUUUGGAGAAAAUGGUCUCUCGUGUUGAGGCUGAUCACAGGAACGGACCAACUUUACGCGACCAAUUGGAGGCCUCUGGUUCGAAUGUCGUUCGACCUGAUGAGCCCUCAGUGAAGGCAAAGCCCCUGGAGGAGUGCGAACUACUGGAGGAUGUGUCCGAUUCGUCGUCAGAUGGUUCGGAGAUUCUGGCCACUAGUUCAAGAGGCCGUGGAAUUACUUUUGGUCCGGUUGAACGCGGCCGAGUGAGACCAAGUGGUAAUAAGGUUGGGCCCGUUUUAGAAAAAAGAUCGGCCUUAGUUCGUUGCAAGGGUGAAAGUGUUGAGGAGUGGGAAAGUCGUUGUGCUGUGGCUGAAUUGGAUGAGACCGUGCAUGAAGCACCACGUCUUGAGGUCGUCACGAUGGAGGUCGGGGUUGAGCCACCUGACCGUGAGUUACCUUCGGGUUUGGUCCGGUCUGGUGUGCCAGCGGCUGUUGUCGUGGCCCGGCCCACCGAUGGAUUGGCUUUGGAUGCUUUGCCUGUCCUUCCCCAAUUACUGCCGGACGAUUUUUCCGGGGACUGACUCAUAUAAGGACGGAUCCUGAAGUUGACCC